Molecule: messenger RNA, 1197 nt
Organism: Haliotis rufescens (red abalone)
Lineage: Eukaryota; Metazoa; Mollusca; Gastropoda; Lepetellida; Haliotidae
Product: pollen-specific leucine-rich repeat extensin-like protein 1
Exons: 2
Coding region: 1-1197 (398 amino acids)
Source: RefSeq, a predicted model, not a curated record
AUGAAUCAUUCAUAUUCCACGUCCGUGCACCAGUGCGGACAUUCUCAAUAUGCCGGCAACAGAGGCGCUGCUCGACUGGCAGCUCAGGCCGACAUUGCUUCUUGGAGAGAUGCUGCAUCCCUGGUGCAGGAUCUGACGCAGCACCUGAUGGCGACUCGGCCGAUCUCCACCCAACCCUCCACCCCCCACCUACCUCCCCCAAACACACUACUUCAUCAGACGGGUGUUCCCUGUCUCAGCCGAUCUCCACCCACCCAUCCACCCCCAACCCACCUCUCCCCUCCCCCAAACACACUACUUCAUCAGACGGGUGUUCCCUGUCUCAGCCGAUCUCCACCCACCCCUCCACCCCCCACCCACCUCUCCCCUCCCCCAAACACACUACUUCAUCAGACGGGUGUUCACUGUCUCAGCCGAUCUCCACCAACCCCUCCACCCCCCACCCACCUCUCCCCUCCCCCAAACACACUACUUCAUCAGACGGGUGUUCCCUGUCUCAGCCGAUCUCCACCAACCCCUCCACCCCCCACCCACCUCUCCCCUCCCCCAAACACACUACUUCAUCAGACGGGUGUUCCCUGUCUCAGCCGAUCUCCACCCACCCCUCCACCCCCCACCCACCUCUCCCCUCCCCCAAACACACGACUUCAUCAGACGGGUGUUCCCUGUCUCAUCCGAUCUCCACCCACCCAUCCACCCCCCCACCCACCUCUCCCCUCCCCCAAACACACUACUUCAUCAGACGGGUGUUCACUGUCUCACCCGAUCUCCACCAACCCCUCCACCCCCCACCCACCUCUCCCCUCCCCCAAACACACGAUGUCAUCAGACGGGUGUUGCCUGUUUCUGCCGAUCUCCCUCCACCCCUCCACCCACCCACCCCCUCCCCCAAACACACUACUUCAUCAGACGGGUGUUCACUGUCUCACCCGAUCUCCACCAACCCCUGCACCCAUCCACCCACCUCUCCCCUCCCCCAAACACACGACGUCAUCAGACGGGUGUUGCCUGUUUCUCCCGAUCUCCCUCCACCCCUCCACCCACCUCUCCCCUCCCCCAAAAACACUACUUCAUCAGGCGGGUGUUCACUGUCUCAGACGCUUACCUCAACACUCCACCUCACCAUUAAUAUUUAACUGCAAGUCGGAACACCAGACAUAUCCCGCCUGCAACGUGAUAAAACGAGACUCUGGGUGA